CGGGAGGAAGGAAGGACCUCUUGGCCCCUCACAGCAUAGCCCCAGGUACACAUCACUGAAAGGUCUUUCUUGGUCCGUCAUCUGUUUUGAGUUAAUCAGGUUUCCUCCACUUAGUAAAUUACCACUAGGAAAAAGCUCAGUUGUCUGUUGACUACACCUGAGAAUGUUUAAUUGCUUGUUAAUAUGUACAUGUGUUUUUCUACCACACGUACAUGUGUUUUUAAAAUAAAUAAAUAAAUUUUUUAAAAAUAUAAAAUGUUUUAUUUACUUUAAAAUGUUUUAAAAUAUUUUAAAAUUUUUUAUUGAAGUAUAGUUGAUGUACAAUGUUGUGUUAAUUUCUGCUGUACAGCAAAGUGACUCAGUUAUAUUCUUUUUCAUAUUCGUUUCCAUUAUGUUUAUCACCGGAUAUUGAAUGUAGUUUCCCGUGCUAUACAGGAGGACCUUGUUGUUUAUCCAUUCUGUAUAUAAUAGUUUGCCUCUGUUAUUCCCAAACUCCCAAUACUUCCCUUCCUCAGCCCCCUUCCCCUUGGCAACCACAAGUUGUUCUGUCUGUGAGUCUGUUUCCGUUUCGUAGAUAAGUUCAUGUGUGUCGUGUUUUAGAUCCCACAUAUAAGUGAUAUCAUAUGGUAUUUGUUUUUCUGACUUCGCUUAGUAUGAUAAUCUCUAGGCCCAUCCAUGUUGUUGUAAAUGGCAUUAUUUCAUUCUUUUUAAUGGCUGAGUAAUAUUCCUUGUAUAUAUAUAUGACAUCUUCUUUAUCCAUUCGUCAGUGGACAUUUAGGUUGUUUCCAUAAGCUUGGCUAUUGUAAAUAGUGCUGCUACUAACACUGGGGUGCAUGUAUCUUUUCGAAUUAUAGUUUUGUCUGUGUAUACGCCCAGAAGUGGAAUUGCUGGAUCAUAUGGCAACUCUACUUUUAGUUUUUCAAGGAACCUCCAUACUGUUUCCCAUAGUGGCUGCACUAAAUUACAUUCCCCCCCAACAAUGUAAGAGGGUUCCCUCUUCUCCACACCCUCUCCAGUAUUUAUUAUUUGUAGACUUUUUAAUGAUGGCCAUUCUGACCAAUGUGAGGUGGUACCUCAUUGUAGUUUUGCUUUGCAUUUCUCUAAUAAUUAGCGAUGAUGAGCAUCUUUUCACAUGCCUAUUGGCCAUCUGUAUGUCUCCUUUGGAGAAAUGUCUAUUUGGGUCUUCCGCCUCUUUUUCGAUUGGGUUGUUUGAGUUGUACGAGCUGUUUGUAUAUUUUGGAAAUUAAGUCGUUAUCAAGUCCCAUCAUUUGCAAACAUUUUCUCCCAAUCCAUAGGUUCUUUUCAUUUUGUUUAUGGUUUCCCUUGCUGUGCAAAAGCUUAUAAACUAGGUUAGGUCCCAUUUGUUUAUUUUUUUCUUUUAUUUCUAUUGCCUUGGGAGACUGACCUAGGAAAACAUUGAUAUGAUUUAUGUCAGAGAAUGUUUUGCCUAUGUUCUCUUUUAAAAGAGUUAUGGUGUCUUGUCUUAUAUUUAAGUUUUUAAUCCAUUUUGAGUUUGUGUAUGGUGUGAGGGUGUGUUCUAACUUCAUUGAUUUAUGUAAAAUAUUUUUAAAAUAUUUAUGUUUAAAUUACCAUGCAUUACAUUUCUUCCCUUUAUGCUCUUUUAUUAUCUUCAGUUUAUUCCUUUUAUUUACCCUCAACUCAUUUGAAAAUUGUGUGGCCUUGUAUUUUAACCUUUUUUUUUUUUAAACAUCUAGAAAGAAUAGAUAUUUCAUAUAAGAACUUACUUGUCCACUAUGUACACAGCACUGUUAAAUAAAAUUGCACACAUGUAACAAUGGUUAUAAUUGAGGUAUCUUCUAAAUAUGACCAUUUUGGCCUGAACCAUUUCCUCCCUCACUUCCUUCUCUCCACCGCCAAUCCAGUGGACAAGUACAUGCAUGUGUAAUGCUUAGAGGUGGUUGAACAAAUUCAUAUCCAAAAGUCAUUUACAGAAGACAAGCUUUCCUAUGAAUUUCAAUAAAGUGUACAAAAUGUGCUAAUUUUACUACUUUGUCAUACACUGGCAACCCCUUUAACAUCUAGAGACUAGAUGUUGCAAAACUAGGACUCAAUUUGUCCAUUAUAUACACUAUAUACACAGCAAAACAAAAUGAACAUACAAAAAAUGGUUUUGUCUGAAAAUGUCCAGGUAUGAACACACUAGCAUAUUACCUUUUGCAAUUCUUUCCCUCCCUCCUCCAAACCACUGAACAAGUAUAGACAAUAGUAUACUGCUCAGAGAGGUGGUUUAACAUUUAACAUUCCCAAAGACAGUACUUCCUGUGAAUUUUAGCAAAAAGAUAUUUACAAAGUGAUAUUUUACUACCUCUACAUUUAACAUACGUUGGGCACUUCUAAACAUCUAGAUGGACUAGAUGUUUCAAAUAAGGACUUAAUUUGUCCACUAUAUACAGAGCAGUACUGAAUGAACUGCACACUUGUAACAGUUAUAAUCUGAAAGUGUCUUCAAAAUACCAGCAUUCUAGCCAUUCUAAGACCAACCCCCUUCCCUCUCUCUCCCCGCUCCACCAACCCAGAGGACUAUAAUGCUCAAAUUUUCAGAAGACAGUCUUUUCCUAGAAAUUUUAACACAAAAUGUACAAAAUGUAUUAUUUACUAACUCUAUUUUUGUCAUACACUGGUAACCUCUUUAACAUCUAGAAAGACUAGGUGUUGUAAAUUAGGACUCAUUUGUCCAUUAUAUACACUAUAUACACAGCAAAGUGAAACAAAAUGCAGGAACAUAAAAAAGACAAUGGUUAAUCUUGCCUCACUGUAAGCACACUGGCACAGAGCUCUUUGCACUUCCUUCUCCUCCCCCCGACCUUGAACCAGUGCACAAACAAACACAGUGCAUACUGCGUACUGUUCAAAAAGGUGGUUUGGCCACCCCUCCCCCCUAAAACAACAUUUCAUACGAAUUUUAACAAAAACCUAUUUACAAAAUGUCUUUUUACUACCUCUACUUUGAACAUAUAUUAGGCACUUUAGAACAUCUAGAAAGAUUAGAUAUUUCAAAAAAGUCCUUAUUGUCAACUACAUAUACAGUAGUAAGGAGUAAAAUGCACACACAAAACAAAGGUUCUAAAAUGCAAAUGUCUUCUAACUGUGACCAGUCUGGCACAGAACCUUCUUUUCUUCCUCCUCAACGUCUUCCAUUCCAUGUCCUCUAACCCACUGAACAAACAUGGACCUGUGGCUCCUGAUGUCGCCUCUAGAGGUGGUCAAACAACUCCAUUUCGAAAAGUCAUUUACAGAAGACAUUUCUGCGGUUUUUUAAAAGAAACAAAUGGGCAUUUACAAGACAUGUGACUUUAACUCUAUCAUACGUCGGCAGCCUUUCACAUCUAUAACACCUAUAUGUAGCGAAAAGUUUUCUUUCGAAAGGUUGGGGGGAAAGUUGAGAGCAGCUUUUUCAUAUUAUAUACACAGGCCUUCUAUAAACGGCCAGUAAAUCUUCCCAAAGGGUGGCUGGCACUUCCUAUUGGCCGCAUGUGGUACGUUAUUCUACCAUUUCUAUCUUCCAACAUCGAGGUCUUGGUUAGAACGACGACCAACCGCCCGAUGACCCGCUAACGUUCCACCCGUCGUCGACCAGGGGUCCGCUCACCUUCCGGGCCCGUUAAGGCCUUUGUCCGUCGUUGUCCGGAAGAGCUGCAAGAAAAAGGGACUCCUGUAUUUUUAGAACUUUCCAUCUACUCCUUGAAUCCUUGGAACAACUCUCUGAGUUAUGCCUUCUCAGGACUCUGACCUUCCCCGGAAGGAGUGGGAGAAAAUGACCGAGUUUCAGGAGGCGGUGACCUUCAAGGACGUGGCCGUGACCUUCACCGAGGAGGAGCUGGGGCUGCUGGACUCCGCCCAGAGGAAGCUGUACCAGGAUGUGAUGGUGGAGAACUUCCAGAACCUGGUCUCAGUGGGACAUCUUCCCUUCAAGCCAGAUAUGGUGUCCCAGUUGGAGACAGAAGAAAAGCUUUGGAUGAUGGAGAGAGAAACCCAAAGAAACGGGCAUUCCAGUGAGAACCGCAAAGCUAUUAUUUCAGGCAGCAAGAAUCCCGAUGAGGUGGAGACUCUUGGAAAGGUCGCAUUAAAAUACCUUUCACACGAAGAGCCGUCUUGCUGGCAAACCUGGAAACAGGUCGCAAGUGAUUCAACGUGCUGUCUUCAGAGGAGGACUUCCCAUUUCCUACAAGGUGAUUCUCUUCAGGUUUCUGAAAAUGAGAACCAUAUGAUGAACCACAAAGGCGAUAAUUCCAGUUACCUUGAAAAUCAAGAAUUUUUGAUUUCGAGAACCCAGGAUUCCUGUGGGAAUACGUAUGUGAGUGAGUCAGGGAAUCAGAGUAGAGGUAAGCAAACAAACGGUAAGAACAACCCACGUAUAUGUGAAGCCUUCAUGAAGAAAUCACCCCUGAGUGAUCCUGUUAAAACUGACACAGAACAGAAACCCUGCAAAGGAGAGACACCGUGUCCCUGUAGAGAGUGUGGGAAAAGCUUCAGUGAUAGCAAAGUGCUCCCAAUUCAUCCGAGGGUUCGCCUGGGAGAGAAGUGCUCCCAUCUGCAAAGUCAUCAAAGAAUUCACCUGCGAGGGAAAGUCGAUAAAUGUCGUGAAUCCAGCGAUGGUUUCAAUAGGAACUCCUUUCAUCCCCGUCAAUCUAAUCACAUGGGAGAGAAGUCCUAUAGGUGCGACAGUUGUGGCAAGGGAUUCAGUAGCAGCACAGGCCUUAUCAUCCACUACAGGACACACACGGGGGAGAAGCCUUACAAAUGCGAGGAGUGUGGUAAAUGCUUUAGCCAAAGUUCAAAUUUUCAGUGCCAUCAGAGAGUCCACACCGAAGAGAAACCGUACAAGUGCGAUGAGUGCGGGAAGGGCUUCGGCUGGAGCGUUAACCUUCGUGUUCACCAGAGGGUCCACAGGGGUGAGAAACCCUAUAAGUGUGAGGAGUGUGGGAAGGGCUUCACGCAGGCCGCGCAUUAUCACAUACAUCAGAGGGUCCACACUGGGGAGAAACCCUACAAAUGCGAUGUCUGUGGCAAGGGGUUCAGUCACAAUUCCCCUUUGAUAUGCCACCGGAGGGUCCACACUGGAGAGAAACCGUACAGAUGUGAGGCGUGCGGGAAGGGCUUCACCCGUAACACAGAUCUUCACAUCCACUUCCGUGUCCACACGGGAGAGAAACCCUACAAAUGCAAGGAGUGCGGGAAGGGCUUCAGUCAGGCUUCCAAUCUGCAAGUCCACCAGAACGUCCACACCGGGGAGAAACGAUUCAAAUGCGAGACGUGUGGGAAGGGCUUCAGUCAGUCAUCAAAGCUGCAGACCCACCAGAGAGUCCACACAGGGGAAAAGCCCUACAGAUGCGACAUGUGCGGUAAGGACUUCAGUUACAGUUCAAAUCUUAAACUGCACCAAGUCAUUCACACUGGAGAAAAACCGUAUAAAUGUGAGGAGUGCGGGAAGGGCUUCAGUUGGAGAUCAAACCUUCACGCUCAUCAGAGAGUCCACUCAGGAGAGAAACCCUACAAAUGUGAGGCGUGUGAUAAGAGCUUCAGUCAGGCCAUAGAUUUCCGGGUCCAUCAGAGAGUCCACACGGGCGAGAAACCCUACAAGUGUGGUGUCUGUGGGAAGGGCUUCAGCCAGUCCUCUGGUCUUCAGUCCCAUCAGAGGGUCCACACUGGGGAGAAGCCCUACAGAUGCGACGUGUGUGGAAAGGGUUUUCGUUACAGUUCACAGUUUAUAUACCACCAGAGGGGCCACACUGGUGAAAAGCCUUACAAAUGUGAGGAGUGUGGGAAAGCCUUUGGGCGGAGCCUGAAUCUUCGCCAUCACCAGAGGGUCCACACAGGAGAGAAACCCCACAAGUGUGAGGAGUGUGGGAAGGCCUUCAGUCUCCCCUCCAAUCUUAGAGUCCAUCUGAGUGUUCACACUCGGGAGAAACUGUUUAAAUGUGAGGAGUGUGGAAAGGGCUUCAGUCAGAGUUCUCGGCUUCAAGCCCACCAGAGGGUCCACACAGGAGAAAAACCAUACAAGUGUGCCAUAUGUGGUAAGGACUUCAGUCACCGUUCACGGCUUACAUACCAUCAGAAAGUCCACACUGGCAAGAGUCUUUAAAAGUGAGAAGUCUGUUAAUGACUUCAGUCAGGAGGCACAUCUUCAAGGUUUUGGAGAGUCCAUGCUGCUGAUAAACUCUAUGAAGAAUUGAGAGUGGAAAGGGAUUCUUUCAGAUGGAAUCUUCCCAGCAAAUCCAUUAAAAUGGUGACAUAGAACCAUACAUAGUAACAGGGGAGAAAUAGGUUAUAACCCUCUUGGUAAGAUCCAUUUGAUAUAAAUGAUCUCUCAAAGUGAAUAUAUGCCUAAAGACAGUGUGUGAAAAGGAUAUUUGCUGUAUACUAACUAGUUUUUUUUUGAGGGGGGAUGUCAAGGAGGGCUUUGGGGUUUUUUCCAUCCACUUCCAUUUUAUACUUGUUUACAGUGACCGUUAUUUUUACUAAAGCUGUAAAACUAUGAAAAAUGAAAGGAAUAAAAUUACUAAAAAUUUCCUGUAGCCAAGAAUUUGUAAUAUGAUUGCUUUAUUUCAUAUGAUAUAUUGGAUUAAAAUUAAGGAAUAGAUCCCCAGAGAUGAACCUUUGCUCUUCAGAAGUAAAUACGUAUCUGCCGCAGAUGUAUAUAAAGGAAUGUUCAUUGCAUUAUUGUUUAUAAUAGCAAACAGAAAUAAUCAGUUGGGUUGCCAAAGUAUUUUAUGAUUUACUUAUCCAGUGCAAAUUGUUGCUAUGGAUGUUGGAAGAUGUCCAGAAUACAUUAACCUGGAAAAACAAAGCAUGGGACUUUUGUGUGAUCUCAUUAAAAAAGAAAAAAAAAAAAGGUAUUUAUUUUUACUUAUCUUUAAAUGAUGGGAGUUUGCUUGACAUAAUUUUUUACAUUUCUUUAAACUUCUUGUUUUGAAAUAAUUUAAAACUUUCCAAAUAUUGUAAAAAUUAUAUAAAAUCUCUCAUUAUCCUGUACUCAGAUUCACCAGUUAACAUGUUGGAGUCAUUAUUUUCUUAAUGUAUGUGAACGUGUAUAUAUGCACACACAUUGACAUAUGCUUUUUUUUAAACCAUGAGUAUGUUCCAGACCUCUUAGCCUUUGCAUCUGAAUACUUAAGUAAUACUGUAAGAACAAGGAUAUUUACUUACAUAUCUACAGCACCAGUAUAGCAUUCAGGAACAUUGAAUAUUGAUACAUAACAUCUAACCUCCAGACCUUAUUCAAAUUUUAGCAGUUGUCUCUCUCUCUUUCUCUCCCUUUCCCCCUCCUCCCUCCCUCUCUCUUUCCUUUUUCUUUAUUUUUUUGGUAGGUGACAGAAUUAAAAUCAACUUAUCAACAAAUCUUCAAAGAAAGAUCUAUAUUUGCCUUCCACAUAAUUUGAUUAUUCACCGUAUGAAUAUCCAGUUGUCCCUAUACCAGUUACUGAACAUUUCCCUUAUUCCCCACUACUUUGCAGUGCCACUUUUGAAGAAAAUCAGUAAUCUAUAUAUGAUUAGAUGGAUGUCUUGACUCUCAAUUCCCUUUGAUUGGUCUACUUUUCAGUAAUUUUACCAAUACCACACUGCUUCAGUUACCAUAGCUUUGCAACGAGUCUUGAUAUUUGGUAGAAAACAUUUUCUCAUCUUGCUCUCUGUUUUGAUGUCUUGGCAGCUUCCAGUUAGGGUAAUAGGAGAUAAAAACAGAACCACCCAUGAUGUGUGCUUUCCAAAAAAAAAUAAACCUGAAUCAAAUUGAACCUCUAAUUCUAACCACUGGUACACAGGAAAUACAUAUGGAGAAAUAUUUGUGACAACAUGAAUAAAACUGUAGGGCAUAUGCUAAAUGAAAUGAAAAAUAAUGCAUGGUGUCAGUUAUAUGUGGAAUCUAAGGGGAAAAAAAGGUCAAACUUAGAAACAUUUACUGUGAUGGUGGUGGUUGCCUGGGGAAUGGGGAGAGGUUGGUUAUAAAAAGGGUACAAACUUUCAGCUUUAAGAUGAACAAGGUCUGAGGAGCUAAUCUAUGGUGACUACAGUUGAUGAUGCAGCAUUGUAUAGUUGAAAUUUGCUACGAGAGUAGAUAUUAAAGGUUCUCACUCCUCUCCCCCCAAAAGAGUUAGCUAUGUGAAGUGAUGAAUGUGUUAAUUAAUUCACUUGUGGGAGUCCUUUCACAGUGUAUAUGUAUAUCAAUUCAUCACAUAUACUUUAAAUAUAUUACAAUUUUACUUGUCAAUUAUACAUCAUAAAGCUGAAAAAAGUUGAAUUUGUUAACCGUUAUCUGAGCAGGAUACCCCACUUACGCACCUUCUUUUUGAAUAAUCAUGGCUC
Physeter macrocephalus (sperm whale) is the source of this 8322-nucleotide messenger RNA. Its product is annotated as zinc finger protein 227. The record is from RefSeq and is a predicted model, not a curated record. The transcript has 6 exons. NCBI's taxonomy places the organism in Eukaryota, Metazoa, Chordata, Mammalia, Artiodactyla, Physeteridae. The coding region runs from base 3731 to 6103 and encodes 790 amino acids. Gene Ontology annotation, molecular function: DNA-binding transcription factor activity, RNA polymerase II-specific; RNA polymerase II cis-regulatory region sequence-specific DNA binding. Gene Ontology annotation, biological process: regulation of transcription by RNA polymerase II.